Messenger RNA from Parascedosporium putredinis, 1491 nucleotides. The record is from the annotation of a GenBank genome assembly. Lineage: Eukaryota; Fungi; Ascomycota; Sordariomycetes; Microascales; Microascaceae.
AUGAUGAGCUGGUGGUCAUCAUCGGCCAAUACGGCCCUGGACGAGCAAAUCGACAAGGCGACUAGUACUUACAGAUACCUGCGUCAAAAACGGGGAGACCACUUCUUGAAGGAAAUCGCAUCGCGCGAGUUUAUGGACAACUUAACAUCCCUCCUACAAGCUGUGGGACCCGCAGCCGUUAACCUUGAGGUCCGAGAACAGAUUCUCGAACACAUCCAGGCCUGGGCGACCGCUACCGAAGGACGACACGAGCUAUCCUAUAUUAACCAAGUGUAUAAUACCAUGAAGAGAGAAGGCUAUCAGUUUCCUCCCAAGAUUACCAUCUCUAGCAAUAUGAUCGACUCGAGCGCCCCACCCGAGUGGAUCGAUUCUGAUGUAUGCAUGCGAUGCCGUACCGCCUUUACCUUCACCAACCGCAAGCACCACUGCCGCAACUGCGGUAACUGCUUCGAUCAACAGUGCUCGACCAAGACCAUACCCCUCCCUCAUCUUGGCAUCAAAACGCCUGUUCGGGUUGACGAUGGGUGUUAUGCGAAGCUUACGACCAAGUCCUCGGUAGACCGGGCUCCGACAUACCCGCAUAAGACCCGAAGCACAUCCGCCAUGCAGCCGAGGAGCGCUCGCGUAGACGAAGUCAUUGACGACGAUCUUCGACGAGCUUUAGAGAUGAGCUUGGAAGAAGUGAAGAGUUAUUCUCGAGGUUAUGUCGACUCCAGCCAAAAGGCAUCGUCUACGGCCAAGGUCAACGGGCACUUUGACGCCUCCAAGUCGGCCCCUGAAGAGGAAGAGGACGAUGACCUGAAAAGGGCGAUUGCGGCGUCGCUCGCCGAUAUGGAGGAGCAGAAACAAAAACAUUCUGCUGCUUUAAAGCAACAAACACACGGCCCUGCCACUACGUCUUCCGUGCCUCUGACGCUCCCCAAGAAUGAUUAUGAGCUUACUCCCAUCGAGGCGGAGAAUAUCAAUUUGUUUGCGACCUUGGUGGACCGGCUACAGACCCAGCCUCCCGGAACGAUCCUAAGGGAACCUCAGAUCCAGGAGCUAUACGAUAGCAUUGGUGCGUUACGGCCAAAGCUAGCACGUACCUACGGAGAGACAAUGAGCAAGCAUGAUACCCUGCUGGACCUUCAUGCGAAGUUGUCUACCGUGGUUCGAUAUUAUGACAGAAUGCUUGAGGAGCGUCUUUCCAAGGCCUAUGGACAGCAUACCCUCGGCGGGUACAACCCUGGCCCCCACGACAAUCCGCUGGACCGUAUCCCACCCUUCAUACCAGCGGCCCUAACGUGCCAGGGCCAGCCGAGAACUUUACACGGGGAGCAGCGCCAGGAUUACGGGCGCGCGCCAGCGCCAGCACAUCACUAUCCCCCGCAACCGCCUUCACAACCCGCGUACCCCGCAGCGCCUCCCUUCAGCAAUGGCAACAACCUCCUCAAGCGCAUGGAUAUGGAGGGUAUCCCCAAGAGCCUCCGAAGCAGCAGCAACCUGUCGUAG